Molecule: messenger RNA, 525 nt
Organism: Lodderomyces oxycetoniae
Lineage: Eukaryota; Fungi; Ascomycota; Pichiomycetes; Serinales; Debaryomycetaceae
Exons: 1
Coding region: 1-525 (174 amino acids)
Cellular component (GO): membrane
Source: RefSeq, a predicted model, not a curated record
AUGGCACCUCCAUCUCCUCAAGAACAAUUUAUUUUGAUAAUUACCGCCCUUGUAUUACCACCAUUGGCAAUUUUCCUUGCUAAAAAGUAUUCCGUCACUAAUAAGGAGUUUUUAAUUUCCUUGGUGCUAACCCUAUUUGGACAUGUACCAGGUCUGAUAUUUUCAGUUUAUUACUUGGUAUGCAUUGAUUUUCCUAGCUAUACAAGACUACCAGAUGCAGAAGAAACUCCAACAGAUAAUGAAGGGGAUAACCACCCUUCUGUUGGUGUACAAGAACAAAGGUUGCACACGGGAAAACGUGUGAAAGGUAGCCUUCAACAACAGCCCCUGAAGCAACACCAGCAACAGCAACAGCAACAGAAACAGCAACAGCAACAGCCAUACCGUGAUGAAGUAUCAUCAGCGCCACAAACAUCCACAAGCUCUAAAGCACCUUUACUUGGCGCAGGUGGUUUACCAUCGUAUCACGAUGUUGUUCACAGUAACCAAGAUAACAAGGUAAGUGAUAAUAAAACUCAACAUUAG